Molecule: messenger RNA, 954 nt
Organism: Acanthamoeba castellanii str. Neff
Lineage: Eukaryota; Discosea; Longamoebia; Acanthamoebidae
Product: Ser/Thr phosphatase family superfamily protein
Exons: 1
Coding region: 1-954 (317 amino acids)
Biological process (GO): lipid A biosynthetic process
Molecular function (GO): UDP-2,3-diacylglucosamine hydrolase activity
Source: RefSeq, a predicted model, not a curated record
AUGAUGGUCGCCCGUCCUCCCAUGCUCUCCGAGGCGGUGCAGCUGCGCAGCUUCGAGGUGCCCAUGGUCGGGCUCCACCCGUCGCUCCACGGCCUCAAGAUCGCCCACAUCAGCGACCUCCAUUUCAACGACAACAACUCAGUCGAGAUGGGCACCUCCGACGACAUACUCGAGCAGGCGGCGAGGAUCAUCGAGCGUGAGCAGGUCGAUCUGGUGGUCCUGACGGGCGACUACGUGGAUCACUGGCCCGAGGCGGCGCCUGCUCUCGGGGCCAGGUGGUUGCCACGGUUCAAGGGCCGGCACGGCGCCGUGGCUAUUCUGGGCAACCACGACUACCAGAAGCCCCAGUCCCAGCGGCUCGUGCUCGACGCAUUCGCGCGGGCCAACAUCACAGUGCUAGUCAAUGCGCGGGCCGAGCCCAUCAACAAGUGGAUCGAGGUGCUGGGCGUGGGCGACCUGUGGGAGGACUACCACCCGCACCGCGUCAUGUACCCUCUGCCCCCUCCCCAGCCGGCCACCGCGGCCGAGAACGAAAGCGAAAGCGGAACCGGCCAGGGGGCGUAUCGCAAGGCGCGGUUGGUGCUGACGCACAACCCGGACAGCGCGCCUUACCUUAGUCGCUGGGGCGCCGAUCUCAUGUUGGCGGGCCACGCCCAUGGCGGGCAGUCCUGCCUGCCUCCGGGGCUGCGCCAGCUGUGGCCGCUCGUGAGCUAUCUACCAUUCGACUUGCGGCGCCGCAUACCCGGCUCUCUGGCCCUCAACAAUUGGGACCUCUCCUAUGGCUGGAUCGACCUACCGCGCCCACUGGUCCAGGGAGACGAGACCGCCCUGCCGCCCCUCGAGCCGACCACCAUCCCGCUCUACGUCACCAGCGGACUCGACCGGAUGCCGCCGAGGCUCCUGCUGUGCCACCCCGAGGUGGCCAUCUUCACCCUCCGCCCCCACAAGCCCUGA